Messenger RNA from Cheilinus undulatus (humphead wrasse), 1265 nucleotides. RefSeq names its product G2/M phase-specific E3 ubiquitin-protein ligase. NCBI's taxonomy places the organism in Eukaryota, Metazoa, Chordata, Actinopteri, Labriformes, Labridae. Bases 308 to 1009 code for a protein of 233 amino acids. Gene Ontology annotation, molecular function: ubiquitin-protein transferase activity. The record is from RefSeq and is a predicted model, not a curated record. The transcript has 3 exons.
AGAUACCAGAAAUAUUUUCAUCAUUUUAAAGGUAGAAUAUCCGACAUUUUACACUUAAAUGUAAUAAAAAUCAAACAUACGCUAUGUAAAUGUUUUUCUGAGAACAGUAUCAACCCACUGAAUUAAAACUUCGGUACCCUGUAGUUUUUGUUUACAUGGGAUGUUUAUAACUCUGUCUUGGGGCGGUAACCUUCUCCUCUGGCACAUGUCCCUCUCCUCCUAGAAGCGAGGAGGAUCCAUUUACCAGCAGUGCUGCUGCAGGUAAAUGUUUCACCCAAACAGCUGAGAGGAGUGUAAAUGGCAGUAAAUGGCAGACUCCAGUCCGAAGCGGCCGACUGAGGGCCUGCCACCAGCUUCCCCUCCACCUAAAAAGCCUCCACAUUUGUCUAGGAAACCCUCUGACAAAGCGAAAGGAAAAACUAGAGUUAAUAUCGGACUUCCUUUUCCUCGGUGGCGAGCCCUACGCGACGCUAAAAAGCUCUCACAUGACUCAGAAUUGGCUUUGCUUCUCAUGGAUGCAUUCAAAGAUGGACUUGCCAGCUUAAUGUUUUUGGAGGCCCUCUGCCAACACCCAGCUGUCCUUGCACCAGUGCUGUGUUGCAAAGACAAGAAGCUGACUGCCAUUGACAUUGAACAACUCUUCAUGCCUCUGCUUAGUUCAGUGGGAAGCAAUACGAGAAGGACAGAGAACCUGGUCCUCAGCUUCUGGUCAGACUACAUCAUGGACUGUGAAGAACAAGGGCCAGUUUCACUGGAGGAGUUGCUAAUGUUUGCCACGGGCCUAAGGUCACUUCCAUCAGCAGGAAUGACUCCACAUCCUAGUCUUUCAUUUCUAGAAGAGUCCAUUUAUCCAAUGGCAAACACCUGCUCCAACACCAUCAAACUUCCUCUUUUGCCAGCAUAUGACCUCUUCAAAAAGAACAUGGGCUUUGGCAUACAGAACUUGCCAGGUUUUGGAUGUCCUUUAAAAAGGAAAAGGACCAACUUUACGGUUGGCAGCUCCUGUUAGGAACGUUGAGUUUGUUGAAAUUUCAGUGCCUCUGAUGACGAGAGGAGUAAUAUUUCAGCCCAUUUGUAACCACCCUCAAAAAUAGUGGUGUAACUUCACAAUGAUAAUUACCUUUCUAUCAUUUUGUUUAAUUUUGUUUUUUCCUACAUUUGAAUCAUUUUUCAUUAUAAACACUGCAGCUUGGUCAAGCUUUGUGAUUUUCUGGAGAUAAACUCGUCAACAUUAUUUAUAACUGUGAUCAAUAAAAAUAAUUUAA